AUGUGCAGUGACCAAAAGAAGACCGCCACCCUGCUUAUCCUCACCAAGAGCGACAGGCUAAACGCAAGCUUGACACUUACUGUGCGGUAUCCCUCAAAUGACGAGUAUGUCAGAGUUUCAAAGGCGCUGGUGACUAAAUAUCCUUUUUUAAAGGAUCUUGAGGGGAAUGGCUAUCACACAUGGCACAUGUCCUUAAAGCGCAAGUUCAAGACGGAGCGUGCACCCCUUGUCCAAUCAGAACAAGUAAUGAAUUUCAAAGCCAAAUUCGGUCAUCGCAAGGCGAGGUCAACCGAAGAAGCACCCCAGUCAAGUUGUACAAAAAGGAACAAACCGGACUAUGAGUGUGAACUUCCUGUUGGUGAAGACUCUGUUUCCAUUGAUGCCCAUGUUAAAGAAUUGCACAUGCAGUAUGAACGGGCCCAACCUGAUCGAGCCAUUGUGGAGGACAAAAUGAGGCGAACAUUUCAGUGGAGGAGACGCGAGCUUCAGCAAGCAAUGUCUGCUGUAGAGGCCAUCAAUAAAUAUCCAUUCCUGAAAACACCAUCUGGGCUCUUCCAGGAAAUGGACCUGAUCUGCAAAAUGCCCGAUGUAAACCAACAGUUUAGAGAAUCGUUCCGAAGUCUAGUGCCUGCACUGCUCCAAGCAAUCCAUGGAAAGUCCUCGCUGGAAAAGCUGUACUUGGAAGCAAGAGCUGAAUUGUCUUCAGAGGAAGUAAAUGACGUAGACUUCCGAGCUGCCCUGGUCCUGUUACCAAUACUCUUCAAAGAGAAACUGGACAAUUACAUUUCGCUGACUGAUGGAGAACCAGCGACGCCCUACCCCACCGUCCAAGUGGCUGGGUCAUACACCUGGACUCAGGUUUUCACAGAGAAACGCGUUCCAGUGACCAUAAAGGUGGAUGGCUCCACUUUCUGCAGUGCCGUUGGUGUGGAGGAUGGAGUUCUGUCAGCUUUCUGCAUGUAUUUUGUUUUCUCUCUUCAGUACCCUAGCCACAACAGAAACACACUCAUAUUUCUGCAACGACACAUCUUGAAAGUAACCGACCCUGCUGAUAAGGCCUUGCCAACAGCUGUUCUGAGGGCCAUUAAUUUACUGGCUUGA
Neoarius graeffei (lesser salmon catfish) is the source of this 1101-nucleotide messenger RNA. RefSeq lists its product as uncharacterized. Bases 1 to 1101 code for a protein of 366 amino acids. The record is from RefSeq and is a predicted model, not a curated record. The transcript is spliced from 7 exons. Lineage: Eukaryota; Metazoa; Chordata; Actinopteri; Siluriformes; Ariidae.